Messenger RNA from Camellia sinensis, 759 nucleotides. The record is from RefSeq and is a predicted model, not a curated record. Lineage: Eukaryota; Viridiplantae; Streptophyta; Magnoliopsida; Ericales; Theaceae.
AUGAGAGUGAUAGCAGCAAUAUUAAACAUUGUUCUCGCAAUUUGCAGCCUUGGAAUCCAAGGUUACGUCCCGUCCUAUCCCUCCAUCUCCUUCAAUGUGACAGGUGCCACCUUGAUCAUAUACAAAGACUUCAUGUGGCAACUGCGAGAAAUCGUGUCAUGGAGAACCCGUACAAAUAAUGAUCUACCAGUGCUGAACCUCGAAAGUGAUGUGUUGGUUGGGCACCGGUUCGUUCUGGCCGGUCUCAGCAAUGACACUAACGACACAGUCACCUUGGCAAUAGAUGUGGUGAACCUUUAUGUUGUGGCUUAUUGUUUCGAUAACGAAUCCUACUUUUUCGACGACGCUACACCACUUCAACUCAACAAUUUAUUCAACAGCACCCAUCAAAACCAGUUAGACUUCAACAACAGCUAUAUCAGCCUUGAGAAAAUCUCAGGAGUUAACAGGACCGAACGUCCUCUGGGACCAGGUCCCCUACUUGACGCCAUCGCAGUGUUGUGGUACAGUGGGAACUUGCCCCCAUCGGUCAUAGCCGAAUCGCUCAUUACGUUCUUUGAGAUGGUCUCGAACGCGACAAGGUUCAAAUACAUUGAGGAACAAGUCCGCGAAAGCAUAACCCGUGCAAACACUUUUACACCAAAAGGUUUGAUAGUGAGCAUGGAGGACGAAUGGAGGUCUAUGUCCAAGCAAGUUCUGCUUUCGCCAGAUGGAGAAAACUUCAUUAACUUCGUUCAGCUUCAAAAUGACAAUAACUAG